This is a messenger RNA of Dovyalis caffra, 1377 nucleotides long. The record is from the annotation of a GenBank genome assembly. Lineage: Eukaryota; Viridiplantae; Streptophyta; Magnoliopsida; Malpighiales; Salicaceae.
AUGGCUGAAAUUAGACUUACAAGGGUAGAACAAGGCCACACCAAGGUUAGAAAUGUUCCAAUUGCUGUAACUCCAGAGGGUUUUUGGUGUUGUCCCUCUCCUGUUGUCUUUCAAAGGACCAUUAAAACUCAAAAUCCUUUAAACAAAACCAAACCCUCUUCACCACCACCUAAGACUACUGUCCAAAAGAAACAAGCCCCAUUUAAUGAGAGAAAGCCACCGCCAAGUCCAUUAAGAUCAUCAGUUGUUUCCGGUGAUCAAAGAACUUGUGGCUCUGAUACACCUGGUGUUAGUGCUUCUAUUGUUAGCGAGAGGACUCCCAGGCCUAAAAUAGAAAGUUUGCCAAGGAAGGUAGCAAUUGAAUUUGGGGAACCUGGAACCAGUGAUAUGAAGGUAGUCUUACUUGGAAAGCAGGGUUUUUGUGUGAAGUUGAGUGUCCACAAGAAUGUUCUAGUGGAGAAUAGCAGAUUUUUUGCUGAUAAGCUCUCUGAAGAGGAGUCUAAUCUGUCCUGUCUUGAGAUCGAUGAUUGUGAGGAUGUUGAGAUAUAUGUUGAAACUGUGGGACUGAUGUAUUGCAAGGAGAUGAAGCAGAGGUUAGUCAAGCAAAGUGUAUCACGUGUGCUACGAAUUCUCAAGGUUGCUGAACUUCUUAGCUUCAACACAUGCAUCCAGUCAUGCUUGGAAUAUUUGGAAGCUGUUCCAUGGGUUGGGGAAGAAGAGGAAGAGAAAGUGGUCUCCUCGGUUAUACGGCUCCAGAAUGAAGGUAUUGGGGUCACACCAGUUUUGAAACGAGUCUCUUCUAAUGUUGCUAAUCCACCUAAAGAUACAAUUUCCCACAUAGUGGAACUUGUUCUCAAAAGCAACGAGGAGAGAGGCCGGCGUGAAAUGAAAUCCAUAGUACUGAAGCUCCUUCGUGAGAAUAACAGUCUUCCAAGCUAUGCAGCGGCUGAACCUGGCUUUGCUGAUAAGCCUCUGGACAAUAAGGAACCUGUGGUCAAGCAAAUAGUUCUCGAGGCUGAUAAUCUCUCCUGGUUGCUUGAGAUUUUAGCUGACAGACAAGCAGCAGAUGAGUUUGCUCUAAUGUGGGCUAGCCAGCAAGAGCUGGCAUCCCUGCAUGUGGAGCUACCUAUAGUGUCUCGUUACCAUGAAGGUAGUGGAGGAGGGGAUCGGGAGGACGAUUCUCACUCUACCCCUGGAGAACCAGCAGAGCAUUUUGCUUGCUUGGUUGGGAACUUUUUAAAGGCUGGUGAUAAUUGCCCAAAUCUUCAGAGAGCCUUUGAGGUCUGGUGGCGAAGGACUUUCAUUAGACCUUACAUGGAAACACAAGGUAAUCCACAACAGUCAGAUAGUUCAAUGAUAUCAAAGCAGGAGACUUGA